Molecule: messenger RNA, 2256 nt
Organism: Leishmania braziliensis MHOM/BR/75/M2904
Lineage: Eukaryota; Euglenozoa; Kinetoplastea; Trypanosomatida; Trypanosomatidae
Exons: 1
Coding region: 1-2256 (751 amino acids)
Source: RefSeq, a predicted model, not a curated record
AUGGUGCCACUGUCGAUUUAUCUCAACAGUGAUGUCGGGAUGGAGCGGCCGUACCACAUCUCCAUUCCCGCCAACGUCGACACCUUGGCGGAGCUCUGCCAGUACCUAACGGACCGUAUACCCCUGCGGCCAGGCGAGGACACCACCGGUCGAGGGUAUCGAUUUCUCUACUCUGUUACGGGCAAGCCACUUUGGCGCGUGAAGGAGUGCAUCGAAGCGCGUACAAUUGUGCUGAGCGUGGGGCCGGGUUUCCUUGUGCGUCGCCCAGCAAAUUUCACGGUGGGGCCACAAGCGGCAGCAGGCUCUGUAGUCGACAUCACACCAGACAGGCCGGCAACGCAACCGGGCCCCGAGGCUGGCUGGGGGCGAGAGGGGUCACCCUCCGCUUCACCUCCGAUUAAGCAGCCAGUCGACGACAGGUACAGCAUGCGCAGUGGCGCUGGUGGCAGAGCCAAUGGCGACACCGCCUAUUACCCCGCUAGGAACGCGCCGACAAGCAGCCACGCAGCCUCUGCCGCCACUUUCCCCUCUGGGGGUGUAGCAGUGGAGCAGGGCAGUGUAGAUGCCACGUGGCCACCUGGCCCAGCCGUGCGUCAACCUUCACCAACCGAGGAAAGAGAACGCCUCUUCAGCAUCACGCUGAACACGGCGAUGAGGGGACGUGGGUCCUCUGGUGGAAGGCCGACGUCAUCGCAGCCGCCGUCAAUGCUGAACAGCCUCGGCGUCGCGUCCUCUGCCGCAGGGAGCACCGCAGAAGCGCGCCUCUUCACCUCAGUACCACCCCGAACUGCACCGGUUCCGGCAAGGACGUCCACCGCAUACUGUGGGACUGACGGCCUCGGCGGCUCAGCAGCAUGUGCACAGACGGACUUGCCAUAUGAGCAGUAUGCAGCCACCUCUUCGACGAGUGCGGCGAGGACACCGCGCGGUGUGGUAUUCGUGGCACACAAAGCAUACCCCCUGCCGCUGCGCCCGGCCUUUGAAAAGACGUGCUCUCUCGCUAGUAAUCUCUCCGUCCUGCCGCCCCAGCAUCAGCCCCUCUCACCCACGUCGAUCUCCAGCAGCCUAGAGUGUCUUCUUCUACGCAAAUGGGCCGCCUAUCAACGACUGCACAGCACCGCUCCCACCGAUCUUGUCGCUGGCGAAGCGUUCUCGCACCUCUUCAACUCACUCGUCCCGAAGAGUGCGGCAACCAGCAGUGCGCCAUGUCGGGUGCUUGUGAGCGGGCCACCCCGCAGUGGCGUCUCCACCACCGCCUCCUUUCUACUCCGCCACUACCUGCGCACGUUGCAGUUUCAGCCAAACUACCCGUUCAACAAUUCGGUGCUACUCGUCCUUGACUUUCACUGGCUUUUGGGGUCGGAAACGGCGGCCGCGCUGCAGCCGCCGCGGCUUCUACUUGACCUUAGUGCACUCUACCAGCUCAUCGUACGCACUGUGAUCGAUGCUGUUGUGGCGCUGCGGCCGGCGCUACGGGAGGCAGGACUGCUGUUGGCGCAGCUGUGGGACUUGGUCAUUAAGCCAAACGUGCAGCCUCCAGCACCACCGAACUUCACCACGUUUAAACAGGCCGCCAUGUUUGUGGGCGUCGAUGUGCUUGCAAGCUGGACAAGACUCGCCGAGCAGAUGUAUCCGAUUCUCCAGGCAGCGUGUCGCACACCCGAUGUACUCGAGCUUCGGUCCGCCGCGAUUGACCUCAUCUUCUACGCCAUUCCCGCCGAGCUCGUCUCCUCGCUGAAGUUCUCCGGCCUGGUUUACGUCCUGGACGGGUUAGAGCACCUAGCGCGCUGCUACCCGCAUCGUGUGACACGGCCAGCUGGUGACCUCGGGCCGCUCCUGCAGGCUGUCACGGCAGACCCUCGCACGCACCUAAUCGUCGCCUGGCCGUCGACGCUUGCACCGCAGACGAUGUACCUGCCAGGCCUCAUGGCCCACGUGUCUACCAUCGGCCUUGUGACGCGCGCCGCGCUGAAUGCAAGACAGUUUCCGCAGGUACUGCGCUGCCGUGAAAAGGAGUAUCCACUGGAGGUAUUCCUUGGCUGCCCCGGUUAUCUCUCCAUCUUGUCAGCCAUAGCGAAGCCGUUCCGCAAAACACUGACGCUUCCCACCAUGGCCCUUUCGGCACAUUAUCAGCAGAACUAUGAGAAGAGCGGUGCGGGGGCAGCGGAAGGCUACGCGCUUCGCCUCGACACCCCCGCAGCUGCCCGUGUGCUGGAAGAGCUUCUACAGUUUGUGCAAACACUGCUCGUACGUUGA